Molecule: messenger RNA, 1554 nt
Organism: Pneumocystis jirovecii RU7
Lineage: Eukaryota; Fungi; Ascomycota; Pneumocystomycetes; Pneumocystales; Pneumocystaceae
Product: GPI-anchor transamidase GPI17
Exons: 7
Coding region: 1-1554 (517 amino acids)
Biological process (GO): attachment of GPI anchor to protein
Cellular component (GO): GPI-anchor transamidase complex
Source: RefSeq, a predicted model, not a curated record
AUGAGUUUUUGUCAAAAGCAAAAAAGAUGGAUUGUUGCAACAUAUUGGUUUUUUGUUCUUUUAGCUAUUCCUAUAUGGUGGAAAACUACAGAAAUUUAUCGGGCAAAACUACCACUUAAAUUAAUGGAUAAAUGGGCAAAAGGACAAAUGUGCAAUAUUCAAUUUGAUAUUCCUGUCAUUAUUGAUAUUACUCAUAAUUCUAAUAAUAUUAAAAUGAUUGAAAAAUUAAAACAAAUAAUAUCAACUAAACAAGAAAAAAAUAUAAUAAAAUUACAUAUCAAGAAAAAACAUUUAAAUAUAGACAAAUCGCAUUAUGUUGUCAAAUUACAUGAAAAAAAAAAUAUAAAAUCAGUAUCUAUGAAUAUAUAUCGUAAUAGGACCCUCUUUAUUGAUUAUCAUCCUCAUAUUUUUCCAAAAUUACCAAAGAUUAUUUCAGAAACUUUAUUGGAUAUAUUUUCAUUACAAGAAAAAUAUAUAAAUUUUUAUUUAAAAGCGACAGAAUCUCGACACAAAUCAUUAGAAUUAGAUAACAAUACAUAUACAAAAGUAGUAAAAUAUUCUUCAACCUUCGAUAUUGUUUUUAGUCUUGUAAAUGGUGAUGAAAAAAAUGUGGUAUCAUUUUGGGAUAUCAAAAAAGCUGUUUAUUUAUAUUUUAGACCAUUAUUAAGACAACUUUCUGCUCUUUCCGAAUUUAAUGUAGAAUCUCAAAUUCAUUUUUGUUCAGAAUUAACAUUUAAUCCUUAUAAAUCAAAACAAGGAAAUAUGUUUCAAAUUUCUAUAGACCAAUUUCCAGAGUUUGUCAAUUUUGCGGAAUGGAAUUUAGAAACUACUUUUUCAUCACAUAAAAUAAUUAAUUUUUUAGUUUAUGUUCCCCCACGUAAUAUUCAACCUCUUUUUCUUAAAGAUUCACAUGAUAAUCUAAUCACUACAAAUUCGUUUUUAGUUCCACAGUGGGGAAGCAUUAUUAUUCACAAUCAAAACCACACAGAUAUUGACAUUUCGCAUCUUAACAUUACACAACUGCAGCCAAUAUUUCAUAUAUUUAUCUCUAACUUUUUAUCUCUUCUUGGUACACCUUCUCUACCUUCAUAUAUUAGCAUUGAACCUUUGCCUGUUUUAAAUGCAUGGAGAUUAGAUGGUCUUUAUAGGCAACGCAUUACUGAAAAUAUUAUUUCUGCUUCUGAGACGUUAGGAAGUCUUGCUAGAUUGGUACAACGAAUUCAUAAUAUGGUUAUUCCUGAUCAAGUACAACAAGACGUAUCAAAAACAAUCGAUUAUUUAAAAAAAACUUGCCAAAGUUUAAAUGAUUCCAAAUUUUCAAAUGCGUUGAAUUAUUCAAGAAUUGCUGUCAAUUCUGCGGAAAAAGCUUUCUUCGAUCCAUCUAUGGUAAGCAUGCUUUAUUUCCCCGAUGAGCACAAAUACGGCGUAUAUUUGCCUUUAUUUGGACCUUUGUUUUUUCCUUUAGUGAUUCCUCUCCUUCGAGAAUUUUCUAACUUCCUUAAAAGUUGGAAAACAAAGAGAAAUGAAAAAAAAGAACCAAGACACACAGAAUAA